AUGGCUGCUCCCAUGAAAUUAUGGGAGCCUUCCAGCUCUCCACUUAACCAGCCGCAGCCUGAUUUUGAACAGCCAUCCCAGGAAGUGGCAGGAGAAAGCAAACAACCAGAACUCAAAUAUGAACUGCUCUCUGUUGCUAAAGAAGACCACCAGCUCCUUCAAGAGAUGGUGGUUAAUAGACUUGAGGAAGAAACAGAGAAUCAUGAACAGGAAGGUCUUGGACAUACAGAAGUGCAUCAGGUGUUAUCAGGAAGUCAAAGAGAAAGCAUCUUCCAAAAUGGUGACCUAGUUUGUCAGAAGGGUGAAAUGUCUCAAAAUAUCAAUUUAAAAACACCCUUUGAGGACAAACAGACAGAGGUCUCCAGGAAGAGAUGUUGUAAUGUGAGAGACCUCCAAGACAUUGCAGUCUCAGAGAAAACUGCACCAGGGCAGAGUCCUUAUCAGUGCACUGUGUGCAGGAAGAGUUUCAGCCGCAGCUCAAACCUUCUUCAGCACCAGCGUGUCCAUAUGACAAAGAAGCCUUGCAAGUGCAUAGAGUGUGGAAAGAGUUUCAGCCGCAAUUCAGCUCUGACUCAGCACCGUGAGGUGCACCGUGGUGAGCGCACAUUUCAAUGUGCAGACUGUGGUGACCAUUUUACACGCAGCUCCAGCCUCACUCUCCACCAGAAAACUCACCUGGGGGAGAAACCUCACGUGUGCAAACAAUGUGGGGAGCGUUUCCGCAGUGUUCCUGAGCUGACGUCUCACCAGGAGUUACACACAUGA
Molecule: messenger RNA, 765 nt
Organism: Dromaius novaehollandiae (emu)
Lineage: Eukaryota; Metazoa; Chordata; Aves; Casuariiformes; Dromaiidae
Product: zinc finger protein 892-like
Exons: 2
Coding region: 1-765 (254 amino acids)
Biological process (GO): regulation of transcription by RNA polymerase II
Molecular function (GO): RNA polymerase II cis-regulatory region sequence-specific DNA binding; DNA-binding transcription factor activity, RNA polymerase II-specific
Source: RefSeq, a predicted model, not a curated record